AUGGGCAUCUGCGAAGAAGUGAAUCUUGAUGGCCCUCUGCCUUUUGCCGACCGUCCGAUCUCCAGCGCUGUUUGGCCCCAGCUCAGCACGCGCCGGACCCGCGUCGCGAAAGUCAUGUUGCUGCAGAGGAUGUCCCGUAUUGGUGCGCGUGCACCGUUGGUGCAGCUCCUUCCGAUCCGAAGUCCUCUAGUGCUCCUUCCACGUGCCCUGCCACAGGUUGGAAGAGUACCUUCCUUUUGGGAGCGAUUCGAGAAAGUCGGCUCGAAGCUUCUCGGCCAUCCCUGGGCCCGAGGAUCAGUGGAACCUGAAGAAGGUGGCCAAGGGGCCGAUUCCGCCAAUGCUGCUUCUCUUCGGCAUUGCGAUGUGGAUGAACCGCAGCAAGAACUGGGAUGGGUCGCCAAGGAUGAGCAAUGUGAGCAUCAAGAUUUUCGGCGCCAACAUGCCAAUCUGAGAGCCCGGCGCCCGACAAUGGCAUAAUAAAAGAAACAGACAGACAGACAGACAGACAGACAUACA
This is a messenger RNA of Cladocopium goreaui, 516 nucleotides long. The record is from the annotation of a GenBank genome assembly. Lineage: Eukaryota; Dinophyceae; Suessiales; Symbiodiniaceae.